CAAGAAGCUCUGUGAGAGCUCUCUCCUUCAUCACCAACCCCCUGAAAGUCUCUUCACCUUUGAAGAUGGCGCUGCGCUUCAUCCUCACUGCAUCAGCUCUCAUGCUACAUGUCAUCGCAGCCCCUCCUCAAACUCAAGCUCCGCUGUUCUCGUCUGCAAAGACUGCAGGCAGCCGUGGUCUAAGUCUAGAUAGUGCAAGAGUAAAUGCUCCUCACAUCUUCAAUACUGUCCACUCCUCGAUGCGACAAUGGGGAUCCAGCUUGAAUCACAACGGCAUGUCGCUCUUUCCCGCAAGAAUACCCAACAACACUCACCUCUACCAUGGAACACAUACACCCAACGCAGUAAAGGGCAUGGAUUGGCUUGCAUUCGAGAUCGAACAUGCAGAGAUGUUCGCUCGAGCUUUCCCAGGAAGACGACCUGGGGGGAGGCCUGGAAAACCUGGGGAUCCUGAGCAUUCAGGACGUCCUGGCGAACCUGGAGAGGGUCCUUCUCCACCUCCCUUCGAGUUAACCUGGGCAGAGACUGUGGAUGGGAUACGAAAUAUAUAUGAUGGCGACGAUGAACCGGACUUUUCGAGAGGUUAUCUUCACAUAUACCGGACGACCCGACCUCUUACGAAUCUGGUUUAUAUAGAUGGGAUGUCAGCCGGGAAGACCACGAUGGGAACUCUCGAUACACAAGACUCUCUUCUGCGUAAUAUGACGGACGACGAUGGUGGCCCUGCUUUCGGCGAUUUUAGACGCGGUCAAGACCUCUGUGAUCUUGGAGCGAAGUGGGGAAUUGAGGGAUUUGUGAGAAUGGAGAUGGGGUUUGAAAUAAUUUUCUGCGAGUUUAGCGAUGGGUUGGUUCUCGAAAGUGCCCGUGAGAGACCAAGUGACAAGAACCAAAGCUACGAGACGCUGCCCCAGCUCGAGGUACUGAGAGGAGCAUCGAUGAGGUAUCCAGGCAUUACGGGGCAGAGGCUGACGCUGGAUUACUCAGGCAUGGUAUCGGCAUACUGGUAUGACCUUAAUCUCACGAAUCCGGAUCCAAAGAGAUUGGAUCUGCCAAGGCUGCCAGCUUCCGAUUUGGAAGGACUUGGAAACAUGAAAGCCGAUUUCAAAGCUGCCUUUGAAGAGAGCAGUGCAAGAAGUCAUGUUGGCAAUGAUUGGCAAGGCAUUACAGACAUGAUUAUUACCCGCUACUCAGAUCGUCUACAACUCAUGGCAGGGAACAAUACUUCUCGAGAGAUUAUUCUCAGCGAACUCGCAGUUUUGCUUAAUCUCUACAUUGACUAUGGAAGCUUCGACAUCCCGAUGGCGAUCGAGAAAUGCACGGUGCAUUACCUGAUUGCAGCAGUCCUAGAGACUUCAGCAGAUCACAUGAUUCAUGGGGCACUUUCGACCGUUGCAAACAAGAUUUGCAGCACUUUGUUCUACGUCGGGCAACUGCUAUUAGAAGAAGAGACCGAAUCAGGCCUGACGAAGUCAAAAUCAGCAAUCAAGUCAGUGAUUGAUUACUUGGAUUGGACCACAUGGAAAGAGUGUGGCAAGUGUGGAUACGAUGAAAUUUGCUUCGUCGCAAUAUGGCCGUGGGGCUCAAUGGAAGAUCACAAGCACCCGAACUGUAUGAAGGACGAGAUGUUGUCGAGGCGACAAGGAUAUUGGGACAUGGGGGGAGGUGGAAGAAGGCCACCGACCGAAAAUGAGACCAGAUCAGGAGCUGAUGAACUUUGAUGAUCAUUGCACCACUUCGGGAUUUUCGUUGACGUUGAGGUCAGACAGGAUUUUUCAAUGGCUUCUGGCUGUAGUCAAGAUAUACUUUACAUAGAUCAAUGGUUUUUCCGCCAUUCCGUCCAUACAACACUGGUCUUUGCCGCGUCCUCAACUAAACCCCGAAUCAAAUGUUACCACCC
Hyaloscypha bicolor E is the source of this 1897-nucleotide messenger RNA. RefSeq lists its product as uncharacterized. The transcript has a single exon. NCBI's taxonomy places the organism in Eukaryota, Fungi, Ascomycota, Leotiomycetes, Helotiales, Hyaloscyphaceae. The coding region runs from base 66 to 1718 and encodes 550 amino acids. The record is from RefSeq and is a predicted model, not a curated record.